Suillus subalutaceus is the source of this 1362-nucleotide messenger RNA. RefSeq names its product glycoside hydrolase family 5 protein. The transcript has 17 exons. The record is from RefSeq and is a predicted model, not a curated record. Gene Ontology annotation, molecular function: beta-glucosidase activity. The coding region runs from base 1 to 1362 and encodes 453 amino acids. Lineage: Eukaryota; Fungi; Basidiomycota; Agaricomycetes; Boletales; Suillaceae. Gene Ontology annotation, biological process: glucan catabolic process. Gene Ontology annotation, cellular component: cell surface; extracellular region.
AUGAGACAAAUCCUGGCGGGCUUGGUGCUCUUGAGCACGUUUGUUGCCCGUGCGUGGGCUGCCAGUGGGCAACCAACUCAUAUUUAUGGUGUCAAUUUGGGUUCGUGGUUAGUCUUGGAGCUAUGGAUGCUUCCUCAAGGUGAUAAACCGACGAACUACGCAAAUUGUUCGACAUGCAUUUCAACCGAGUCGUCAUUUGCACGGGCGUAUCCCGACACUGUCGACGCUACAUUCGCUCAACACUGGGACACAUGGUUUACACAGAGCGAUGUCAGCACACUGAAGGCGGCCGGUAUCAACACUGUCCGCAUUCCUCUAGGAUAUUGGAUAGUGGAGGAUUUAGUCGAUAGGCCGUCCGAAUCAUACCCUCGGGGCGGUCUUAACUAUUUGCGCCGGGGCUUGGGCUGGCUGCAAAAUGCCGGGAUCCAAGUGAUCCUGGAUCAUCACGCAUUGCCCGGGGUUCAAACGGCUAAGCAAAUGUUCACUGGAAAUUGCACUACUGAUGUUCAGUUCUACACUCCAUACAACUAUGGCCGUGCACUGGUGUGGACAGCGGUCAUGGCCACGCUUUCUCACCUGGACCCUGAUUUUGAAAAUGUAUUUGCGAUCGAAGCAGCCAAUGAGCCUAUUAAUGACGCGGCUCAAACACCUGACUAUGGUACCUUCCAAGAGAACUUCGUCCAGACAAUCCGUGCUGUUGAACUCACACUCGGAAUCUCUGUGCCGUUGUCCAAUUUAUCCGUAUCUGUAUCAGCGUCCGUCUCGAACAACUUCACUGCUGCAUUGAUUGAGACAUCCUCGGCAACCAUCUUCUCGGCGGAGGUGCAAGCGGCACUUUUAGAAGCGGUUCCGAUUAUAAUGAGGAUUGGAGCAACACAAUCCGGUACUCCGUUAGUGGCGAACUUCAUGGAUGUGAAUUGGCAGUACAACAAUCCCUCUAACCCAGCUGAUGUUGCGAUUGGCCCUCAAGCCUACGACGACCACUUGUAUUACUCGUCGGCCGGAAAUGACCCGACGUCAUACAUGAUCAGUAUCUGCAAUCUUCCAGAAAUCAAGGCUGACGCAGCACUCGGCAACUCUCCGCUCUGGUUCGGAGAGUGGUCACUCGAUACACAGUUCAAUGCCACAGACGAGUUCCUUUACCAGUGGGCUGACGCACAGAAGUUGGCUUAUAGUAAAGGUGCUGGAUGGAUUUACUGGAAUUUCAAGAUCGAGACAUCGAACCUCACCAACGGGACUGCCCGUGCAAGGCAAUGGUCAUACCUUGAGGGGUUGGAACUCGGGUUCUUUACCCAGGACCCCGCGGCGUUCCACGAUCCAAACAUUGACAUGUGCUUUGGCAAGAUCUUUGCACGAAUCUGA